UAUGCAGACUGAAAAGUCUCCCGACCAUCCUGACAAGUAUCUUAUGGGAGACAGGUGGGAUUUCUAAUGCUCCUGCUGGCCUUUAGGGUUUGCUCCACUCUGUGUCAAUGUGGGGCCUUUAAGAUCCCAGAUUUGUGUCUCGUGUGGACUGAUCUGGUGUUGGUAGCCGAUCUCCAAGAUGCUCUUAAUGGUCACUGACUCCUGGUAUUCUUGCCCUUGUACAUACUGAUUAGAGAUGACCUGUGAAACUAAUGGAAUAUUGAGGAAAUGACCGUGUAUGACUUUCGAUGCUACAUCAUAAAGGACUUUCAUUGUGCUGUCUUAGAUCACUCGCUCCGGGGAAGGCAGUUGCCAUGAUGUGAAGACUCUCAAGGAGCCCUAUGGGGAGAGUCAAGUCCUGGAUUUUGAUGGAAUAUGUCCAUAAUAGGAGGAAAAAACAACACUUUAGAGCUCAUCAGCCAAUAUGGCAUUGAAGACCCUCUUCAAGCCAGGAGAGCAAAGGAAGAGGAAGGAAGAGAGAGCCUCUGGUGUUGGCAAUCUUACCACAAAGACAAUGGUGCCCUCGCCCAGCCUGUGCUGACUCAGCCACCCUCCCUCUCCUCAAAUCUGGGAGCAUCAGCCAGACUCACCUGCACCCUGAGCAGUGGCUUCAAUGUUGGUAAUUUCUGGAUACGGUGGUACCAGCAGAAGCCAGGGAACCCUCCCAGGUAUCUUCUUACUUUCCACUCAGAUUCAGACAAGCACCAGGGCUCCGGAGUCCCCAGCAGAUUCACUGGAUCCAAUGAUGCAUCAACUAAUGCUGGGAUUUUGCUCAUCUCUGGACUCCAGCCUGAGGACGAGGCCGACUAUUACUGUGCUACAUAUCACGGCAACUCAAAGGCUUUCACAGUGCUCCAGACCCAUGAGGAAGUGAGACAAAAAUCUCCCCACUGCUCUGCUCUGCUCACAAAGGAAGCCUGGAAGUUUCUUCCACCUCCCCCAGCAUCGGGUGGGCCCUCAGAACUGCACAGACAGAACCUCUCAGACAUCCCUCAGUCCUGGGCCAGAGACCCUCAGGUUGUGGCCACGUCAGGGUCAGAAGAGACCUUGGCCCACAGGUCCUAUCCCCUUGAUUCCCCCGGUUCACUUCCUAGCUCCAAAAAGGCCUUAAUCUUUGAGUCCUCACCUGUGAAAGGGAGAUCAGGACACUGUCUGCUUCAUAGGGUUGGGAGAGGAUUAAAUGAAGUCACAGAUAUGAACUCAUUGCAGUGUGCGGCCCAGACCAGCUGCUGUGAUCACCGUCACCACUAAUUCAGCCUAGUCUAGGACCAGAUGCUCCCAGAAUGUUCUCUUCCUAUUCCCAGACUCCCGCUCCUCCCCUGCUCCCCAUUCUCAAGACUCACCCAUCAAGAGAGGGAAUUUAAAGAGAACUUGUUUUUCACUUGGAAAAAUCUAGAUUGAAAACCUGGAUCUUUCAAAUAUUAGACAUGCAUCAUGGACCUGCUUCUGAAUUUCCCAGUGUGUCAGUGUCAUUGUCUGUAGCAUGGACACAAAGUACCCACCUGAUCAGCCUGGUGGGUAGAGUGCAUGGGAUGGGGUACACAGAGUAGUGACAAGAAUGGUCAGUGCUAUCUUCCCUUCAUGACCUCAAAUGUCCACUGAACAGUGCUCUUAACUUGAGCCAGCCCUGGCUCCACUAUCCAGAGAGCCUGGAAGAGACACCUCCCAAUCAUACAGACACUUUGGACUCAAGAAAAGAGUCCCAGACCAGGUGGGAGAGGGCGGCAGAGUGUGGGUGCAGCAGGUUGGGGUGGGUGCUCCUGGGUGUUCCCUGUGCUUCACCUGCAGUGUGCACCUGGCGUGACGGGUUUCUCACCCCCAAGAACGACUGUGGGAACUGCAACCUGUUGAUGAGAAUUAUGACCCGGAGGUUCUAAAGAGAAGAGGGCACCAGUGUGAUUUCAGGGUUCCCGGCAGUAUUUCCAAGGCUUAGAAAUGGAACCUACAAUGGUGAAUCCUGAUUAGAAAAUCCAAAGAACCACCCCCCUCCAAAUUAUAGAUUUUCUCAACAGCUGCACUGGCUUGUCCCAGAAAGAGUGUGUGAAGAUGCCCUGCAACAAACGGAGUGCUGAUAGCCUGGUCUUGUGGGGCUAUGUGGAGUGGGCAAUUAUGCACAGGGGGAAAUCUUGUGCCCUGACCUUCACUUCCUUGUGACUGUGACCUCUCAAGGUCUUUGUGGGAACAGAGUACAGGCUUCCCUUGGGCCACCAUUUAUCACAGAUUGCUCCACAGAAUAGAACCCUGCAAAGGGCCAGAAAAAGCAGAGUAGGACAGAGAUUUGGGUAAAGGGCUGUGUAUGAUUUACGGUUCUCUUGAGAGACAGAACCAAUGGGAUGCAACUCUAUCUAUCUAUCUAUCCAUCCAUCCUCAAGUGGGUUGGGCUGUGGACAAAGUGAGCAGGGACCCCAAAUCUCACCUCUUCCUAUUUUUUAUAUCUUUUAGGUUUCUGUUUCUUUCUAGGCUCUGCGGACACAUCCAUCCAUGAUGUUGGAGUGAGAUCUCAAAAACAAGUUCAUUUAUAGCAGAAAAUCAGCAACAUAUAAAUGAACAAGAAAAGCUUGCUAUGGCCUGGCAAGAAAAGCAUCAAGGCAAGAGUCCUGAACAUGUGGACUGGGGAGUGCCAUCUUGACUCAGUGCCAUCUGAGACGGAAACUCUGGCUUCAGGUUGGCCAAUGGAUGGUUCCUGAGGGUCCCUUAGACCCUGUCCUACAAAAAAGCUGGUCAUUAGGACCAGACAUGGGAUGAUCUUGACACAGAGUUCCAGACCCUGGAGGACUGGAGACUCAGCCAUCCCCUGUCCUCCCACCGUCAGGCUAUAAACGUUGGCUGCCUGUGUGUAACAUUACGUCAAGGGUGACCUUGCUCCUAACUAUGCCACCACCACCUGAGGACCUGAAGACUUUUCAAGGACUUGUGGCUUUGAGGGUGGCUGGACCAUUUCUCACCCUCAUCACUGCUCCACAGGCAGAAACUUUAGCUUCAGGACACAGAAUCCUUCAGGGCAAUUGAUAGAAGGGCCAGAGGGAGGCUGACACUGGCCGUGCCCAGCACAGGAGUUAAAAACUACUGGAAUAGACCAUAGGUCAUCCAUUCAACCAGUACCUGGUCUUCAUCUGUUAAGAACCCAAAGCUAUAACUACUUUUUCUUAUCUGUACUCAAACCCUUCCUGGUGGCCCUCUUCCUGUCUUCCUGAGGCCACAAGCCUUCACCAACUAUUCUGGUCUCCUGGGCCUGACCCUCACCUCUGGGUUAACAUGUUCCUUGUAAGCUCCCCGCCCUUAGAUGCCAGACUUCCUUGUGAAGACUGGCCCUCCUGCAGACACAGGAAACCAGGGGUGAGGCUACUCCGAGAGUCGGCUGGAGGGAAAGGAAGGGACUCUGAUGGCUGCGGAUCCACAUCCUUAGGACCGUGUGUCCCUGAUCUCUGGGCUGCCAGGACUGCAGAUGUGUGGUUCUUUAAUUAGAUCAGGAGAACUAUGCUACAGUUCAUGAGGGCAAAAAGGAGACAACAGUCUCCUUAUCAUUCAACCAAGGCACUGGCCUCAGGGCUUUCAGUUCCCGGGAAGAUUCUAGAAAUGGAAGAUGAAGGCUGUAUAGCAGGAGUUGGGAAUCAAACAUGAGAAUCAGUAAAUGUUAAGCUUUAUAAUAAAUCAAAGAGAAAUAAAAGGGAGGAUCAGUCAUGAGGGCAAAAUGAAUGAAUUUGUUUCAAAAACCACCUUUUUUGGGGCUCCUUUCUCAAUGCAUAAGAUUUGAAUAGAAAAACACACUUUCCAUUUUCAAUAAAUGCUUUAGAACCUGCCGCUUAAAUUCUAUCACCAUUUCUGCCUUUAUAAAAAUAAAUAUAGAAAUGAAGAAAUACAGGAAACUUCCUUAAUGGCUUAAUGAUUAUGUAUCUUUAAACUGGAGAAGAGCAUUGUUCCUCCAGGCGAAAUGCUAGAAUUGUUUCCAUUUUAAUCUGACCACACAUGAUGGCUGCUGGCCUCUCCUGUGAAAGAUUUUAACCUGGGAUUUGCAUCAAAUCAAUAAUAGAAGUAAAAAAAUAUGAACAUAUUUUAAAACAAAGAAUCAAUUUACACGGAAGCCUAGAGAUUGUACUGAAAAUUCAUUGGAAUGAAUAUAAACAUUUUCAAAUUCUCAAUUAAUAAAAAUACUAUAUAAUUUUAAAAUUAUAUAAAUUUAAAAGUACUUCAAAGUGUAUGUUGUUCCAGUCCCAGUAUUAAAAAAAAAGUAGAAACUUUGACCAUAUAUGCAGGAAAACAAAUAAAAAUUCAGCAAGGAACAUAAAGGAAAAUUUGAACAAGGGGUAAAAUAUUUUCUUACAGGAAAACACUGAGUAAGAAUGUCAGAAGUGAGUAGAUGGGUUAUACAAGCACUUCUAUUAUUUAUAUUAUUGCUUAUUUAUACAUGUUUUCCCUUGAGAAGGUGCGUGGGUGGGUGUAAGCAGAGGUGACAGUGCAGAGCCCUCCGAUGUCAGAAGGAGGGAUGGGUAAGUGAUCAAUGUCAGUAACUGACACCACACAGGGGUUACUGUACCUUCUGGAAUGU
Aethalodelphis obliquidens (Pacific white-sided dolphin) is the source of this 4585-nucleotide messenger RNA. RefSeq lists its product as uncharacterized. Lineage: Eukaryota; Metazoa; Chordata; Mammalia; Artiodactyla; Delphinidae. The record is from RefSeq and is a predicted model, not a curated record. Bases 415 to 1290 code for a protein of 291 amino acids. The transcript has 3 exons.